AUCGUUGAAGCCGACAUGACUCCUUUCAUCGCGUGCAUGAUGGUCGGUCUGGCAGGGCUCGCCCUGGCUGAGCCACCAGUAUCCUCCGGGUACAACUACAACAGACCCAUCGGAGGAGGAGGAGGCGGCGGUGGUGGUGGUGGCUUCUCCCACGGAGGUGGAGGUGGCGGCGGAGGUUACUCCCUAGGAGGAGGCGGUGGUGGAGGUGGUGGUUACACUCAAGUAUCACCCGGUGGUCAAACCAGCGAAGGUGCCUCCGUCGACGGAGCACUCCUCGAACAAAUCCGUCAAAUUCUCCUCAGAGAAGAGAGCCAAUCCGGAGGUGGUGGAUUCGGAGGCGGUGGCUUUGGAGGUGGUGGUGGUGGCGGAUACCCAGCACCCAGUAGCAGUUACGGCGCUCCAAGUUCCAGUUACGGAGUCCCAAGCUCAAGCUACGGUGUCCCAUCCAUCAGCAGUCGUGUCGUUGGAAUUGACCUCGAGGGCAUCAGACAAGCAAUCCAGAUCGCUCAAUUCAAUCAAAUCAGUCAAGGCUCCGGCGGCGGUUAUCCCAGCGGACCAAGUGGCGGCUAUCCCAGUGGUCCAAGUGGCGGUUAUCCAUCAUCCCGCCCAAGUGGUAGCUACGGUGCUCCAUUCUAAUUCCCAUCACAAAAUAAGCAGAGCACCUUCAACCAACGCGUCAUUCAAAAAACAACUUUCAAUCUCCAGAAUCCUAUAUUCCAAUCGCAUAAGAAUCUGGACCUGAUUACAACUCUUUGUCCCCGAAAAUGUCUCCACACAUCUCAUUCAAUAUUGAGGCUAUUUUUUAUCUUGAGAUGAAAUUUGAAAUUCAAAUAUACACCGCUACUUUGGGACAUUGAUUUGUUGAAGUAAAAAAGAAAGAAACAGUCGUAGCUUCAACAUGUCAGGACCAUAGUACCGCAACAUCAGGAGAAAUCAUUAUCAUCAUCAUCAUCAUGAAUUGUAAUCGGAGAAAUGUUGACGCGAUACAACACAAAGAUCUAUUCCUUUCAAUGGAGAAAGGGGGACAAAAAACCAUAUUAUGCAGGGAAUUUAAAUUCCCCUGCAAAGGAUCUCAACGAGAUCGACAGAUCGAUCAGCAAUAAAUUCAGCAUCGUUUUUGAAAAAAAAAACAAAAUAAAAUAAAAUAAAGCGGAGAAGGAGGAGAGGCGUUAAAGAAGAAGUAGAGGCCGUGAUUAACGCGAAAGCGUUCCCUUGUAAAUACUUUUACACUUACACAAAGAAAACACAAGAAAUAAUUUUUUUUAAGUAGCUCAUUCUGCAUUAUAGUCCCAAAGAAGAAAAUAAUUACGAUCCGAAAGCAAUUUUUUCUUUUCUUUAAAAUCUUCCAAGUUUAAAU
Messenger RNA from Leptopilina heterotoma, 1357 nucleotides. RefSeq names its product glycine-rich cell wall structural protein. The record is from RefSeq and is a predicted model, not a curated record. Bases 16 to 636 code for a protein of 206 amino acids. The transcript is spliced from 2 exons. Lineage: Eukaryota; Metazoa; Arthropoda; Insecta; Hymenoptera; Figitidae.